UAGUAUCAUAAAAAGAAUAUUGACGGAAAUGAAAUGAUAAUGUUUUUAAUAUCACUUAUUACCUAACAUUUUGACAUAUCAUCGUGUGAUAUUUUCGUUCUUCCCGUUUUUAUUUAAGAAUUACUGUAGUAUAUAAAAUGAAAUACUAACAGUAAACUGUGACAAAUUGUUUAUUACAAAUACAUUGUAUUUUUAUAUAUAGAUAUUUACAUAUAAUAAUAGUUCAGUGUUGUGUAUUGUUUAGUGUUUAAAUAUUAAAUAAUCUCUGUAUUAUCCAUCAUUAAUUUUCAAAUUUUUAUAGAAAUUCAGAUUUUUUCUUUCUGUAAUUUUCAUAGUUAUUAGAUAAGACUGCUACUUUAAAUAUAUCAUAUUGAAUAAUUUUUAUAUUUUGCCAGAUUCAAUAUUUUUUAUAAUUUUAUAUACAUACAUGUCUUUUUAAAUUAAUAAUGAACAAAUAACAAAUAAUACCUAUAUACAUACUGUGUUUAUCAUGUCUAAGAAGAUAAAAAAUUUUUUGAUGAUGACUAAAUAGAAAUUGACAAUUAACAUAGAACUUCAUUUAAACAUAAUUAAAACUAACUCUGAAAUUUACAAUUUCACUCUGUGUAUUCUUUAUAUAAGGAAAUAAUUCUUAAAAUUACAAACAGUUAUAGAGAGAAUCUUUGAACGUAAAAUGUUUUAAGUUUAAAUUAUUUUUAUAAUAUUUUUUUAUAGUCAUAUUAUCUUUGGCAUGCUCUAGAAUUCAUAUUAUACAAGUUUUCUUUGUGUUUCUAAUAUAUGUAUAUAUGAUAUAUAUAAUAUAUAUAUAUAUAUAUUGGAUAAAUAUUGAUAUAUAAUAAUCCAUGUUUCUAAUAUAGGUGGUACUAUUGAUUAGAUAUUUCUUAUUCUAUUUACUAAUACAAAAAUUCAAAAAAAAAAAAAUAUUCAUUUCAAAUGUGUGUCAAAUUUAAAGUAUUACAAAUUUUGCUAUAUUAGACAGAUUGACUAAUGAUCUUUUUUACUUCAUUUUUUGUUUUGUAAUACAUUGUGUUUCUUGAUCAGGAAUGACAAAAACUAAUGGUUUAUCAUAAUAUAGUGAAUUCAAAGUCCUGUAUCAUAUAAAUACAUCCAAUGAAUAUCCUUUGUUCCUCAAAAUAACAUUGAAUAGAUGAAUCUUAUGUAUAAUUAUUUGGCUUUUAGUUAAUAAACAAAUCAAAGCCUUUGUAUCUUGAUUUAGUAUUUUUGUAUCUGAGCAUGCUAAUAUGUGAUCUUUUAUAUAUUUGCGUUACUGGAGCAUUUCAAUAUUUAUAUUUAGAAAAAAAAAUAUAACGUGUAAUGUUUUGCAUUACCAUUUAUAAAAUGAUUUCGAUUGGAGUUUUUAAUAUCAUGAGAUUUUUUGUUGUAGUUUGCGUUACAAACUAUUUAUGUCUUUUAUUUUCAGUAUAAAUUCAAUUCUUAAAAAUAAGAUCAACUAAAAAAUUUUCUGUUACACUAUCAAAGUUUUAAAAGUAAUGCGAUUAAAUAUUAAUUUUCGUGAGCGUAUAACCUCGUUUACAAAGCAAUGUUAUGUAUGUAGUUAUAGACCGUGCUAUGUAUAAAAGUUACGAAGUUUUGUAAGAAAAAAAUGUGAAUAAUCGAUAAAGGAGCUCUUAAGCUUCAAACUGUGUGCCAAGAAGGGUGGACCCCUACUUAUGGCAGUAAAGAAGACAACGCAUGAAAUUUCUUCAAAGAAGAAUCAGAAAAAAAGUUUCACUGGUUGCUUGUAGGCUGAUAUAAUUUCAUAAAAAUGGCACGCAUAAAAUUAAGUAAAAAUGCAAGAAAAUUAUACACAAGAUAUUCAACCAAAAAAAAAACAAAAUGAACUUUUAUAUAGAUAUGGAUAUUUUUUAUUAAUGCUUUUAUGUAUGAUGCUUGCUUCUGCUAAACCACAUUUUGGUAAAACAAAUGGUAUUCUGAAUGGAAAUAUUAUCAUUCGAUAUUUUGCUAUUCCUUUAACAUACUUAGAAGCAGGUUUAUUAUGUGAUCCAAAAAUGCUUUAUUUAACAUUAAGCAAUGGUUCUCUCUUAAUAUUUACAAUGACUUUCAUAUAUAUUUUAAUGCCUUUUCUUAUGAGACUUGGGGUAUGUUUAUUGACUUAUGCCAAUGUCAAUGUAUGGUUAUUGAAAGGAAUGGAAGUACUUUAUUGCAUGCCACCUCCAUUUAAUACAAGUUUUGUAUUAUGUCGAUUAGCACAAGCAGAUUUAUCAACAAGCAUUGUGAUUACUUUAGUAUCUCAUUUUGGAGGAUUAUUUAUAUCUCCUAUAUUAUUAUAUUUUGUGUUAGGAGCAUCUACACCACCUUUGGUUGGUAUAAACAUAAAAGAAACCAUUUAUAGUACUAUUAUACCAUUAAUUAUUGGUAUUGCAAUUCAAAUUAUUAUUUUAAAGUACGAUAUUUGUCCAAAAAUUAAAUCACUUUGGUUUUCUCAAGGAUUAUUAUUAGCUACAGCAUAUCAUUGGUUUUGUGAUGCAUUGUUAAUAGAUGCAUCAUCUUUGCAAGCUUCUGAUGUAUUAUUAUGUGUAUUAAUUGCUUGUGCGGGACAACUAUUUGUUAGCUGCUUAUGUUGGAUUUUGUGCUCUCGAUGGUUACCUCGAAAUAUCUUACUAGCUACACUUUUUACAAGUACUCACAAAUCAGUUGGUCUUGGUAGCUGGAUUUUACGUGGUGCUUAUCAUGGUUCAGCUCAUGGUUCAGCUGUAAAUUUACCAUUGUCAAUAUUACCAGUUGCACAAUUAUUAUUAGUAUAUAUUGAAACAACUAGUGUAAAAUUAUGCACGAAUAAGUUUUUUCAAUUCUAAUCAACUUAGUUUCAUUGAUAUUUGAUAAAAGAAAAUCAUGACAAUUAUACAAUACACUGUACAUCAUUACAGGAACAAUUUUAAAUAGUACAUUAAGUGAAAGUAAAAAAGAAAAACCAAUUACACUACUUCGAAGCGUUAUACGCUAUAUCUUACUUGGUAAUUAUAUAAUAAUAAAUUGUAUUUGUAUCUUACAAGUUAUAAAUAUAGUUUCUUCACUUUCGAUUGUAAAA
Apis mellifera (honey bee) is the source of this 3049-nucleotide messenger RNA. Its product is annotated as sodium/bile acid cotransporter 7. NCBI's taxonomy places the organism in Eukaryota, Metazoa, Arthropoda, Insecta, Hymenoptera, Apidae. The transcript is spliced from 8 exons. Gene Ontology annotation, cellular component: plasma membrane. The coding region runs from base 1791 to 2816 and encodes 341 amino acids. The record is from RefSeq and is a predicted model, not a curated record.